AUGACACGUAAUCGGGUCGGGUCGUAUGACUUGAACUUGAAGGCCAUAAAUAAAUGAUGUCGAAAAUGAAAUCAACCAAAAUCAUCCCAGAAAUAGACCUCUGCAAAUACGAGCCGGCUGAGCUCCCUGCAGCUUUGUUGGGCACUGAGACAGAGGCUCAUGACAUGGAGUGGUUCUUCUUCACCAGAAAGGCUUACAAGUACAACAAAAGCUCUCGCUCGAAUCGGAGAACGAAGAAGGGAUACUGGAAAAUCACAGGGAACGAGCGUGGGAUUACAGCUCGACGAUCCAAAUCUGUUAUCGGGAAGAAGAGGACAUUGACUUUUUACCAGGGGCGUGCGCCGAAAUCGAAGAAGACCAGCUGGGUUAUUCAUGGGCACUAUCUUCCUGGAGAUGGAGUUGCUUCGUAUCCGAAGCAGGCCCAGGGUGACUUUGUUAUCUGUCUCUUGAAGAUUAGAUCAGAUAAGAAGGAUUCUCCGGUCAGUAACGAAGGAGAAGCCAGAAGCACGAGUGUGUCCGAAAUGAAUCAAGAGGGAAAUGAGAAGUUGCUAUUCCAUCAACCUCAGCCUCUGGAUGACUGCUGCUCCUCAGCACUGCAGUCACCGGUGUCCCAAGAGCUGGAAGCUGUUCUGCAAACCAAUGUCACUAAUGAUGAUUGUAAUGAGUUGCAAUCACCAUUUGGAGAUAGUUAUUCUUAUCUAUUAGAUGGGAAUGAAGUUUCAACCUGUGAUGAAGAUGAGACUGUGUAUGAUGUGUUUCCAAAGCUACGUGAUCUGCCAGAACAAAAUCUGGAUUCACUCUUUGGUCCACAUUAGCCAUAAGAGUACUGUCCCUCCAUACUGCAGUCACCAAUAUACACAAAGCUGCGGGAUGUUCCACAUCCACUUCAGCCACAAGAGUACCGCCUCUCCAUACUGCAGUCACCAAUAUACACAAAGUUGCGAGAUGUUCCGCAUCCACUUCAGCCACAAGAGUACCACCCCUCCAUACUGCAGUCACCAAUAUACACAAAGCUGCUUCAGCCACAAGAGUAUCGCCCCUCCAUACUGCAGUCACCAAUAUACACAAAGCUGCAAGAUGUUCCCCAUCCACUUCAGCCACAAGAGUACCGCCCCUCCAUACUGCAGUCACCAAUAUACACAAAGCUGCGAGAUGUUCCGCAUCCACUUCAGCCACAAGAUUACUAGCCCACAAAGUUGCAAUCUCCAAUAUACACAAAGUUGGGAAAUGUUCCACCUCAUUCUUGUCAUACAUGCAUGAUGGGAGAAUGGGUUUUAAAAUUUUUUUGAAAGUUUUAGGGUUUACAUAAGAGCACAGGCGAUAAGAGUUUAGCACACCAAGCUUUCUAUCUUUUGCCACCGACUCUCCACCACAACCAUGAUCAUUUCAGAGAAGAACCACCUCGAGAUCUCCAAUACCUCUUCCAAGAGGGAGUGUGCUAUGCGAAGAAGGACUACAACAUGCUGAAGCAUCCAGAGAUCAAUGUGCAGAAUCUGCAUGUGAUUAAGCUGAUGCAGAGCUUCAAGUCCAAGGAGUAUGUGAGGGAGACCUUCACC
Messenger RNA from Rosa chinensis, 1556 nucleotides. Its product is annotated as NAC domain-containing protein 96. Gene Ontology annotation, molecular function: DNA binding. The record is from RefSeq and is a predicted model, not a curated record. Gene Ontology annotation, biological process: regulation of DNA-templated transcription. The coding region runs from base 54 to 815 and encodes 253 amino acids. The transcript has 5 exons. Lineage: Eukaryota; Viridiplantae; Streptophyta; Magnoliopsida; Rosales; Rosaceae.